AGCAUGGAAUGUUUACAAAAUAAUCUAAGUAAAAUCCGAGUUCCAAAUAAUUUUGAAAACGUAUAUAAGGAUGAAUGCGUUUAUAGCUUUGACACACCGGAAUCACCAACCGGACUGUAUAUUAGUUUGACCUCGUUUUUGGGUUUUGGUGAAGAUUUUGUUGAAGGUUACGCUAAAAAAACUGGAAAUCAUGUGUAUUUGCAUUGGCGUCGGGAAAAAUAUGAAAUACCACAAGAACAGUUAGCAGAUGGACCUGAAAAAAAAAUUACGCGUUUAGCGAUCGGCGUAGAAGGUGGUUUCGAUCCCAAUAUUGGAAAGAAAAAGUUCGAAUACAAAGAUUUUUAUAACAUUAUUGUUUUCCCAGAAAAAAAAACUUACUCAUACCCUGAUGAAAAUUUGCCUAUGAUUAUAUCUCAAUCCGUUAAAGCAAUUAUUGAUGCUGAAUCAGCUAUAAAAAAAUUAGAAAAAUCUUCUUUAGCUGGAACGUGGGAUGGAGAAGUAAGGCAAGUAUCAAAAUUUGCAAAGGAUUUAAGACAGCUAGAAAAUGGUAUUAAAAUUCCACCUUCUGGUUGGAAAUGUGAGAAGUGCGACCUUACUAAUAAUUUAUGGUUAAAUUUAACGGAUGGGUCGAUUUUAUGUGGAAGAAAAUUUUUUGAUGGUAGUGGAGGAAAUGACCAUGCGGUGGAGCAUUAUCACGAAACAAGAUUUCCUUUAGCUGUUAAAUUAGGAACAAUUACUGCAGAGGGGAAAGGAGAUGUAUUCAGUUAUGCUGAAGAUGAUAUGGUUGAAGAUCCGUAUUUAGUUGAUCAUUUAGCCCAUUUUGGAAUUAAAGUAGCCCAAAUGACAAAAACAGAAAAGUCGAUGGUUGAAUUAGAAUUAGACAUAAAUCAGAAAAUAGGAGAAUGGGAUAUCCUAACUGAAAGUAAUAGUAAUUUAAUUCCAAUGUCUGGACCUGGAUAUACUGGAAUGAAAAAUUUAGGAAAUUCGUGCUAUUUAAAUAGUGUAAUGCAGGUUCUAUUUACAAUCCCUGACUUUGUUAAAAGAUUUGUACUUGGUGCUAGCGAUUACUUUGCUACAUAUCCAGAUGAUCCUGCAAAUGAUUUCAAUAUUCAAAUGGCUAAGUUGGGCACUGGUUUGUGUAGCGGAAAAUACAGCAGUAUUCCAGACAAUUCUCUUGAUUCUGAAUCGACUGGAAUUUCACCAGCAAUGUUCAAAAAUUUAAUUGGCAAAAAUCAUCCAGAUUUCUCCACCAAGCAUCAGCAAGACGCUCAGGAAUUUUUUCUACACUUAAUCAAUAUUUUAGACAGAAAUAGCAGAAAUCAAGAAAACCCAGCUAAUGCUCUAAAAUUCAGUAUAGAAGAUCGUGUUGAAUGUCAAGCCAGUAAAAAAGUAAAAUACACAACACGUGAUGAAUACUGUUUGCCCCUGCAAAUACCUUUGAAAAUGGCUACCAAUUUAGAUGAAGUGAAAGAAUAUGAAGAAAAGUUAGCUGAAGCUCAAAAGAACGGUCAAAAACUGCCACCAGAUUCAUUGGUUAGACCAAAAAUAACAUUAAAGGCAUGUUUAGAUGCAUUUUCACAGAGUGAAAUAAUCGAACAAUAUUACAGCACAGCCAUUAGAGAUAAAACUUCUGCUAAGAAAACUUCUCGUUUAGCUACAAUGCCGGAUUAUUUGAUGUUACAUUUAAAAAAGUUUAUGCUGAGAGAAGAUUGGACGUCAAUGAAACUAGACGUUUCCAUUGAUAUUCCAGAUAUUUUGGAUUUAUCUAGUCUCAAAAGCAGCGGACUGCAACCUGGAGAAGAAUUGUUACCUGAAUUGGAUGAUAAAACUCAACUUGAUAGCCCGCCUAUGGAUGAAAAGGUUCUGAAUUCUUUAGUUGAAAUGGGAUUUCCAAUCGACGCUUGCAAACGAGCAAUUUUUUCUACAAAAAAUAGUGGAUUAGAACCAGCUACACAGUGGAUAAUGGAACAUAUAACCGAUUCAGAUUUUAAUGAUCGAUUUGUCCCACCUGGUUUAGAAAAUCAAAAAUCAGGCAGCUUUAGAGCAGAUCCUAAUAGCCUUGAAAUGCUAAUGGGAAUGGGUUUUAAUGAAAUACAAGCUAUUAAAGCCCUAAAAGCUACUGAAAACAAUAUUGAACGUGCUACUGAUUGGAUUUUUUCGCAUCAGGGUGAUCUUGAUGGCGCAGAAAAUGAUGAAGAACCAUGCACACCAAAAAUGAGAGAUGGUUCUUCUAAAUAUCGAUUAGUUGGAUUCAUUUCUCAUAUGGGGACAUCAUCUCAAGUUGGACAUUAUGUUUGUCAUUUAUUAAAAGAUAAUCAAUGGAUAAUAUUUAACGACAGUAAAGUUGCGAUCUCACAAAACCCUCCCAAAGAACUUGGAUAUUUGUACUUGUACGAAAGAGUUUAAAUUUAGAAUUUUUUUUAUAAAAACUAAAUAAAAGAAAAUCUAAUUGAUUGUAAAUUUUGUUAUAAAAGAAAUUUUAAUUUU
Molecule: messenger RNA, 2487 nt
Organism: Condylostylus longicornis
Lineage: Eukaryota; Metazoa; Arthropoda; Insecta; Diptera; Dolichopodidae
Gene: Usp5
Product: ubiquitin carboxyl-terminal hydrolase 5
Exons: 12
Coding region: 4-2406 (800 amino acids)
Biological process (GO): protein deubiquitination
Molecular function (GO): cysteine-type deubiquitinase activity; zinc ion binding; protein binding
Source: RefSeq, a predicted model, not a curated record